Messenger RNA from Folsomia candida, 1211 nucleotides. RefSeq lists its product as uncharacterized. The transcript is spliced from 4 exons. Bases 247 to 729 code for a protein of 160 amino acids. NCBI's taxonomy places the organism in Eukaryota, Metazoa, Arthropoda, Collembola, Entomobryomorpha, Isotomidae. The record is from RefSeq and is a predicted model, not a curated record.
AGCUAAACUCACCUCUCGUAAAAUAGUUCUAAACCUUUUCCACAUAAAUUUAAAAUUUCAAAUUCAGCCCAGAUUUUUGUACAAGAUAACCCAAAUUUUCAAAUAUUUCCUAUGUAUAAGUUUCCAUAAAGAUUCGAAAUUUCGAAAUUUCCCAAAGACUUAUUCCAAUUUUUCGACCUGUUGAGAAAAUCUAAAUCACCAUCACCCACGACGCGUCCACGAGUCGCCUCCCUUCCCCCAGAGGUUAUGGACGGCCCCACUUUUCUACGUGGCAUACUACUCACGACAGUCCUGGUAGCCUAUCUGGCUUUUGGCCACCUUCAGAACUCGUGGCAACCUAGGAUUCACCUUUCAAGCGACGGCGCCACGUGGGAGGCUGCACAUUGGUCAAGUUAUGAAAUAGAUUCUCCUCCUCCAAGUGACAAUAAUGAAACCCGGGUGACCAUCAGUUUGACCCGGGUAUCUGCAAAUCUGGUGGAGGGAGAAGAUUUAUCCCUAAGUUUCGAUCUAGUGCAGCAAUGGGACGAUCCCAGACUGGUGGUUCGAAAUGAAAUCCGUCCAGGGUUUGGUACGUCCGAAAAAUUUCAGGAAACACCAGGGGGCCCAACCGUGCAAAAUGUUGAGGCAAUUAAGGGAACCGACUCUCCAAUUACAAUUUGGAAACCGACCCUAGGAACGGACUCUUUUAUCCGCGUGGUAAAUCAAAGUAGGGACGAAACCUGGCUUUAAAAGGAUGGAAGUGUCCUUCGAAGGCAGCCUGCCACCUUAAUCUUGUCCCCAUCCCGGCAUGACGGACCCAUUUCCGAGUAUUUUCUCAAUAUUUACAACACGCAGGAAUUUUCCACCGGGAACGUCACCUUGACCUGGGACAGUCCCGAUGGGCGAGACCCCAUCAGUUUCAAAAAUGGGACUUCACCCCUAGCGAGGGGGGAAAAUUAAAAAAAUUUGCGGUUCCUGCAUUCAACGGGGCAAUGUGAGAUUAAUUCCCGUACAUUGGAGCACAGCUGUCUCAAGGCGGGAUUCAAGUUGGAGAAGAUUCCACCCUCCUGCUCGAUGGACUUAGAAAUGCCAUUUUCCUGGCUUCAUUUCUCGCUUGGCCUGAUAACGUUUCUUGUCGUAGUUCAUGUUUCCCCGUAAUAUUGGAACGCACCUGUUCAAACAGUAUUUAAAAAUGGGAAAAAAUAAUUCAUUGAUUCUUCAUUUAUUAAAAA